UUGCAACAAGUGGCGGCGGCGGCGGCGGCAGCGGAAGGAGCCCGAGCAGGGAAGCUUAGCGAGGUCAUUCGUUCGCAGUCCGCGUUGCUCCCCCGCAACCCGGAGCUACGCACCCAAGCCGGCCCGCUGCCGCACCCCACCCCCCUACCCUUUACCACCUCUCAUUAGAGAAGGGGGAAGAUGAGUGAAUCUAGUUCAAAGUCCAGCCAGCCUCUGGCCUCCAAACAGGAGAAAGAUGGGUCUGAGAAGAGAGGGCGGGGCCGACCCCGGAAACAACCCCCGAAGGAACCCAGUGAGGCACCAACUCCCAAGAGACCUCGGGGCCCACCGAAGGGGAGUAAGAACAAGGGGGCUGCAAAAGGCCGGAAAACCACCGCUGCACCAGGGAGAAAACCAAGAGGUAGACCCAAAAAGCUGGAGAAAGAAGAGGAAGAGGGGAUAUCCCAGGAGUCUUCGGAGGAGGAGCAGUAACCAGGUCUGCUUGUAUCGCGCUACCUCAUUCCCCUUGAUGAUGAUGAUGACGACGACUCGGCGGCCCUUUCCUUCUGGGACUAGACAGAAAAAUGUUGAUCUUCUUUAAAUCUCCACUUUUCGUUCCCCACCUUUCCU
Molecule: messenger RNA, 609 nt
Organism: Dromiciops gliroides (monito del monte)
Lineage: Eukaryota; Metazoa; Chordata; Mammalia; Microbiotheria; Microbiotheriidae
Product: high mobility group protein HMG-I/HMG-Y-like
Exons: 1
Coding region: 181-471 (96 amino acids)
Biological process (GO): regulation of DNA-templated transcription
Cellular component (GO): nucleus; chromatin
Molecular function (GO): transcription coregulator activity; DNA binding
Source: RefSeq, a predicted model, not a curated record